AUGACUGAGGGCAACCACUCAAUGACAACUGAAUUUAUCCUCAUGGGAUUUAUGGAUCACCCAGACAUGAAGACCCUUCUAUUUGUGAUGUUCUCUGCCAUCUAUCUGGUCACCAUGGUGGGGAAUCUAGGGUUGGUGGCCUUGAUUUACAUGGAGCGCCGUCUUCACACACCAAUGUACAUCUUCCUGGGCAACCUGGCUCUCAUGGAUUCCUGCUGUUCCUGUGCCAUCACUCCCAAGAUGUUACAGGACUUCUUUUCUGAGGACAGAAGGAUUUCCCUCUAUGAAUGCAUGGUACAAUUUUAUUUUCUCUGUCUUGCUGAGACUACAGACUGCUUUCUUCUGGCAGCAAUGGCCUAUGACCGCUAUGUGGCCAUAUGCAGACCACUGCAGUACCACACCAUGAUGUCAAUGGAACUCUGCAUUCAGAUGACCACAGGAGCCUAUAUAGGAGGGUUCCUGCAUCCUAUGGUUGAAGUAGGACUUUUGUUGAGGUUAACUUUCUGUAGGUCUCAUCAAAUCAAUCACUUCUUUUGUGAUGUUCUUCCAUUAUACAGACUCUCUUGUGUUGACCCUUAUAUUAAUGAACUGAUGUUACUUAUCUUGGCAGGGUCAAUUCAAGUCUUUACUAUUGCUAUUGUUUUAAUCUCCUAUUUCUAUAUCCUUUUCACUAUAUUCACAAUGAAAUCCAAAAAGGGAAGAGGCAAAGCUCUAUCUACUUGUGCAUCCCAUUUCCUCUCUGUGUCAAUAUUCUAUGGCUCUCUGCUCUUCAUGUAUGCUCAACCAAGUUCAGUUAAUGAAGGUGAGAAAGAUAUACCUGUAGCUAUUUUUUAUACUCUAGUCAUUCCUUUAUUAAACCCUUUUAUUUAUAGUCUAAGAAAUAAGGAAGUAACAAAUGUUAUAAAAAGAAUUAUCAAGAAGAGACAAUUUUGUAAUGUUCUGAAACAAGUAUCAUCUCCCUUGGAAAAUUGA
Messenger RNA from Ictidomys tridecemlineatus (thirteen-lined ground squirrel), 972 nucleotides. RefSeq names its product olfactory receptor 5K3. Gene Ontology annotation, molecular function: olfactory receptor activity; G protein-coupled receptor activity. Gene Ontology annotation, biological process: G protein-coupled receptor signaling pathway. Gene Ontology annotation, cellular component: membrane. The record is from RefSeq and is a predicted model, not a curated record. Lineage: Eukaryota; Metazoa; Chordata; Mammalia; Rodentia; Sciuridae.